AGGGCGGCGACGGGGCUUCCUCGGCUGGGUGAGCGGCGCCGUCGGAACUGCCCGCUGCCGGGCGGGAUGGGGAGGCAGGAGGCGUCGCCCUUCUCGACGAUCGCGGGGCAGCCCGUCCGCGGCGAUGCUGGUUGCGGAUCGGGGCAGUGCCCGAACUCCGCCGGGCAUCUGAGCGGCGAGGUUGUGCUCGCUUGGUCGCCCCCCCGCCAUGUAGAUGCCGGGAAGCGGCGAGGCUGGUCGAGUGGAAGCAUAUUCGGAGCAGGCUUUAAUUCGAUCGAGCCAGCCUGGAAUUGGGGAGCCCCUCGGCCUUCGCCCAAGACACGCGUGCUUACUGUCGUGGGGAUGUUGCUGCGCGCCCCUUACGGCGAGCGGUGUGCGGGAGGCUCUGGCGGCGUUCGCACGUGUAUCUUUGCCCCCCGGCAUCCUCCCCCCUCCCCGCACGCCCCGCAGCACCGCCGGCGUUACAAAUUUGUAAGGUAAUGGCAGCGUGUAAUUAUUUGCUUUGUCGGAGGCUCGACACGGAGUGUUGUUGUGUGUCCCGAGGGCAGAGAACGUUUAAAUCGGGGAGUUUACAAGAGGGAGGAAUUCGGCGCGUGUUGCGGGAGCGGGAGCAGGCGAAGCGGACGGGAUUCGCGGCCGUGGAUGGGGUGCGCGUUGGUCUUUGAAAACAAGAGUACUUCUGGAGAAGUACUUAAGAAACGAAACGAUUUAAAUCGGAGCGCUUUGAGCUUCAGAGAAUCCGCGUGUUACUCACUGCUGAAGACCAUCUGAUGCAAAGCUGCAUUGUUAGCAGUGGGAAAGAAGAAGGAAUUGGAAACUAGAGACAAUCCAGCUUUUGAAAUGGAAAUUCAGUUUGUGCUGCUUUUUGUGGGCGUUCUUGUGUUUGCUGAUUCUGUGAGAGGCCCACCCAGAAUUUCCGAUAAAGUGAUCCAUCGGCAAUCUGUGAGAUUAGGAAGAACCAUCAAGCUCCUUUGCCCCGUGGAAGGUGACCCCCCACCUCUUACUAUGUGGAUGAAAGAUGGAAGAACCAUCCACAGCGGUUGGACGCGGUUCAGGGUCCUCCAACAGGGGUUGAAAAUCAAAGAAGUGGAAAGCGAGGAUGCAGGAACAUACAUCUGCAAAGCCACCAAUGGUUUUGGUAGCAUGAAUGUGAACUACACCCUGAUUGUGAUUGAUGAUGCAAGUUCGGGAAGAGAGAGUCUAGCACCUGAAGUUCCCAAUAGUGAAUCUGAAGACCAUUCUGGGAAGCUCUGGGCUCGCCCUCGGUUCACUCAGCCGGCCAAAAUGAGGAGGAGAGUGAUUGCCCGACCCGUCGGGAGUUCGGUCCGCUUGAAAUGCAUGGCUAGCGGGAAUCCUCGACCUGACAUCAGCUGGCUAAAAGACAACAAGCCUCUUAUGCCGCAGGUGAUGGGCGAGAACAAAAGGAAGAAGUGGACGCUGAAUUUGAAGAACCUGAAGCCAGAGGACAGCGGGAAGUACACCUGCCGAGUAUUCAACAGAAUUGGGGAAAUCAAUGCUACCUACAAAGUUGAAGUGAUACAGAGAACAAGAUCCAAGCCCAUUCUUACCGGGACACAUCCUGUGAACACAACGGUAGACUAUGGGGGGACAACCUCAUUUCAGUGUAAGGUGAGGAGUGACGUCAAGCCUGUCAUUCAGUGGCUGAAGAGAGUGGAGUAUGGCACUGAGAACAAAUACAAUUCCACCAUCGAUGUCGGGGGGCAGAAGUUUGUGGUGCUGCCUACGGGAGAGGUCUGGUCCCGUCCUGAUGGCUCCUACCUGAACAAGCUCAUGAUCACAAGGGCUAAGGAAGAGGAUGCUGGGAUGUACAUCUGCCUAGGGGCAAACACCAUGGGAUACAGCUUCCGAAGCGCCUUUCUCACAGUGCUACCAGAUCCUAAGCCCGCCAGCCCACCGGUGGCUCCUUCUGCCAGCAGCCUCCCAUGGCCUGUGAUCAUUGGAAUCCCAGCUGGAGCUGUCUUCAUCUUUGGGACGAUCCUCCUGUGGCUCUGCCAGACCAAGAAGAAGCCAUGCUCUCCUCCCGCGGCAGCCCCCAUGCACAGGCCGCACCCCCGGGACCGGGUCUGUGUGCCGCAGGUCCCCGACAAAGACUGCAUCUCCUCCAUAAACUACGAGGAAUAUGUAGGGGCUCAGCAGCAGCAGCAGCAACAGCAGCAGCAGCUGCUGAGCCAAGGGUCUGCCCUGGCCCCAAACAUGGCUUCCAAAAUGUACCCAAAGAUUUACACGGACAUCCACACUCAUACACAUUCACACAUUGAAGGCAAAGUUCACCAGCACCAGCACAUUCAUUACCAAUGCUGAAAGACUACGCGGAGUUUAUCCAGCGGUACACUCUAUGCAGACUUCUUUGAGUCAGCUUAUACCGGAAAGGUGGGGGUAAAGAAACCAAAUUGAACAAAACCAUUUAUUCCAAAAAGAAGAAGAAGAAGAAGCAAUUUUGGAGAGAAAUGCGGAGAAAGGGUUUUGUUGCUGCUGCUGCUGUUGCCGUUUGUUGUUGCUGUGACAAAGGAAUAAUGAAGGAAUUCCCAAAGGUCAACGGCAGUUGCUUGUGUCCCUGGAAAAUGGGAAACUCCUGUUGCAAAAGCCAGAGGAAGAAGGGAAAGGAAGCUGGGCCUGAUCCUGAAUGCUCACCCCCAACCUCGGUCACUGCUUCUGCCCUUCAGCCACCCGUGGAAGCCCAAGGCCAGCGUGGCUCCUUCCUUUGGCACACGCAGAGAGGGCCCGACAGCAAAGCAGAACUUAGACACGGAAGCGUUUGAGUGACGGUGCAAAAGACGAGAAAGGCCACUGUGGCAGUAUCCGGGGGAGAGAUAUUUCUAUUUAAAGUUGUGUAAUGCUGCCUGGUAGUUAGCAAUGAACAAGCUAGUUGUGAAUGGGUGACACUCUUUGGCCGGGGGGGGGGGCUUCCUUUUAAAGGACUUGGCUCCCCUCGCCCUCAAUUGCCACAAAAACAAAGGACAAUGUUGUACAACUCGCUAUAUUUAUAUUUAAUUAUAAUAAGGAUAAUCAUGAUUGAACUGCUGGUUUUUGUGAACACGAAAGAAAAGAAGAAACGCAAUCCCAUUACGCUGCCCUCGUCUGCGAUCGUCAGAUUUUUCAAGAUUUAUAGUGGCGUGCCUCUGAGCUGACAAGUGAUAAUACAAAACAAGUUAAAGAGGGUUCUUAAAAGAAGAAUAAAAAUUAACUCCAGGGAAUUCUGAAUAUGCUGAAUAUGCACUUGUGGACAUUGGGGGGGAAUGGGGGGUCGUUUUGUUAUUUAAUUCAUUUCAGUUUGGGGUGGGGUGGGGAUACAGCAAAAUUGGACCAUAUUUUCCAAUGAUCUAAACCUUUUAAAAUCUAUAUAGAGUUUUAACAGAAGACAUGUAUAUUUAAUUUAUUUUUUAAAAGAAAGAAAAAUGUAUGAUAUUUGUCUCAAAAACAGGCAUUUCUAUACAUAUUUUUGAUCAAAAAAAUAAAGAUUUUUUUCCCCAGGUUGUUAUAGAUGCUAGGUUCUCAAAUAUACAAGAAAGAUAGCUUUUAACAGUACUUUAUUUAGGAUCUUGAAUGUCAUAUAUUUGUUUGGUUUGUUACAAUAGCUGUCUGCUCCUCUUCUUUUCUAGGAUCCUCUCCUGUGUUUCUUUCUGUUCUCAAGAUUGUUCAGCAAAUCUUGUUCUUUGCAAAAAGAAAUCACAGAUUAUUUUCCAACAAGAAGGGACCUUAAACAAAUAGCACUAUGAUUUAAUACCAGGCUGAGCAAUUCAGCCUGGAAGAAAUAUAUCAGCUGAUGCUUAUUGAGUUCACUAAUGAAACUGCCAAAAAUCAAAUAGGCAACAGUGGUUAAGUUUAUUUCUGAAGAAGAGCUUACAUUUAAGAUCCCGCCCCCUGCAUGGAUAGUAUUUCCAGAAGACCCUUUUUUGCACAAUAAGUGUGCAGUCGUUACUCACGUGAUGCAGAGAAUCCAUCCAGUCUCCUUCUCAGAGAAGCAAAUCGGUUGUCUAAACAGUGCAUUUUUCUAAGAUUCAAACAAUGCAACAUUUAUUUAUUUUUAAUUGCUGGGGAAAUGCAGUUCCCUCCACGUGAGAUUCAUUUGUGUGUGCCAGGUGAAAUGUCAGGCCCCCCUCCCUCAAUGCCACCAGCGGCACAACUCCCUCACUUAGGUCUGUAGCAUGUUGUGACCUCUUUUAGGGUUAUUUUUAAACAGUCGUCAGAAGCUCUGUGCUCCCUUGCUGCGUGAUUCUGUCACGCAGGUAAUACUGUAGCUUCAGAUAAAACGAAUGCAAAAUGGUGAGGGACAACAGCCAAGCUACACCAGCGCCACCACACUAGAUGUGCACAUGCGCUUUUCAUCUCAGUUUCAGGGCCUGUGCAGAAACCCAUCAGUAACAUUGGUGUUCUAUGGGAAGUGGGUCGAAAAAUGGAACAAAAACCACAGUACUUUGCCAUCCUCCUCGCAUGACGGAUGAUAGAACACAAACUGACGCGUGAUGGAAGGACAACCUUUUCCAUUCACAGCCUGUAUUAUCCAGGCCUCUGUUCUUUUUUUACCAUUAUCGGUGUGUAAAUUUUUUUUGCCUGUGUAUUAGCUCAUGGUUUGAAGAAUCAGGCCUUUCUUAAUUAUUGCCGAGGGAUGUUCAUGUACCUCCACGUUAUCUGCAAUAGGCACAGUCUAAAUUUGAGUGGGAUAUAAAUUUUUAUAAAUAAAUAAAUAUAAAUUAUAAGCAUGUUUAAUGUGUUUAAAUCCCAUUAAAUUCAGAGGAGCGUAUCCCCACGUAGAUGCUGGCUGCCCCAACUUACUUGCCACAAACCUUACAAAUUCUUUGCUUACCUGGAUUGCUCAACAGUCUCGGCGAGACUGCCAAAUACAUCGGACAUGGUCGCUCCCAUUUAAUUCUGAAUCUCCUCCUUAGCUUUUCUGGAUACCUGAAUACCCAGGAUCACUAGAUCUGGUACCAAUAUCUGGGUACCUAUAUCUUGGAGCACACUUCAGAACACCGAUGCACUGACGUCUCUCUCAUUCAUUUCAAUGGAGCUUACACAAAAUUGUGCCCAAGGUUUUUUUUGUUUACAUCAUGGCUUGGGGUUGUCACUGAAGACGUUCUAUGGAUUACAAAAUGGCGGUGUCAAUUUGCAGAAAUCAAUUGCGCUUCUACACGAGCAAAGGGUACAUGCUAUGAAUCAAAGGUGAAGCCACAAUUGAAUUUUGGCCAGGUAGGUUUGGUCUGUCUGUCGCCCAUAUUGUAGCUGCACACCUCAGGUUGACACAGCGAAAUAUCUACUGAGCAUAUGUUUUCUAUUCCUAAAGUGCCACAGCUGUUAUUGGAAACAUUUCUACUACAAAUGCAAUAAACUCUUCUGCUUUGAUGGUUGUGUGUGAGAGAGACAGAAGCUACAGACAGCCUCCUCCCAUCUUAAGCACAAGCUCUUCUCCCAGCACCAGUGGGAGCGGGGAGGGGGAUGUCUCCAGCGGGGAAUCAGGAAGUAGAGGGCAUGGCUCAGGCAGAGUAGAAGAGCCACUGCUCCACCUAGGAAAGGAAAGGGGAAGCAGGGGAAGCGCAGCAAGAAGACCGCUCCCGCCGACCAUAGCUGCCAAGUUAUCCCUUUUUUACAGGGAUUUUCCCUUAUGCUGAAUAGGCUUCCUCGCGAGAAAAGGGGAAACUUGGCAGCUAUGCCGCCGACUCCAGAAUUGCGCAAGAAACGACGGGGGCGGAGAUUCAGUAUUCCCAGACUACUUUGCUGGAAAAAGACGCGCGAAUCUCCAUUCGGAGGUUCUGACCUAGACUGACAACAUGUACAUAGUACUGACUCUGCACUGAAAAUAGUGUGCACUUAAUAAAAGCAUGAAAAUGCAACGCUGUGAGGAGUUGUUACUCUAGAGUAGCCGCUACCGCACCUGUGACAGUGUGUUAACAUGAACACCAUAAAGGUUUUGUGAGAAGAAGAAUUCGGGGUGAGUCUUACGGGUGCCACCUGCCCCUGAUAAUCUGGCAGAGGCCUUUUGAAGGCAGGUGUUUUCCAAUGCAAAUUAUGUAUGUAUGUAUUCAUUUUGAUUUAUUGGUCAUUGACAUAAUUUCAGCAGCUGUAAGCAGCAACUCGUCCGUGUGCCUGCUGGGAUAGUGAAUACAGCCUUGAUUCUGUGUGUGCUUAUUCAAAUAAGUUCCACCAUUCAAUCGCCCAUUCUCAAAGGCGAGUGCUAAUGAAAUCUAGGUGAAUUUUACUUGCGUGGGAUGGAGGCUUAUGUGCCAGUCUCGAGCACAGUUUCUGUUCCUAGCAAGUACAUCGCACUGAACUGUUAGGAUUGCACAUAGAAUUACUGCAAAUAGUUGACUCCUCCACACUUUCAGGUGUAUGUUGCCUCUAUGUGGCUAUGGACAGCAGGGAAUAUGACCUCAGUAUCCACUAAUCCUAUUGAAUUUUAAAAAGCAGAAUGUGGCUGCAAACUCGCCAUUCUUUGAAAGCACAUAACUUCCCCCCCCCCCAAAUAAUAUUGUUAAGAGUGCUGGGGAUUUAGCUAUGCUUUGGAUAAAUUACAGUUCCCAGGAUUAUUUGUAGUGUAUAUGCAGCCUGUGUUCUACCAAAUUUUGAUCUGCAUUUUCCUGAUCUAAUUAUGCAGGACAACAGACUGUGACUUCACUUGUUUUAACAAAAAUAGUAUUGUUCAGGCCAAGGGUUCUGCUAAAAGUUACCAGAAUCUCUUAAUGGAUAUAGGAGCUUCAGCUAUAUGGCGAACCACAGUCACAGAAGUGGCAUUAGUGUAGCCAAAAUGCUCAGCCGAAACAAAAAUCGCUUGUCAAUGUGACCUGUGAACUUGGCCUCAAAUGCCAAAAGUUCAAGGUGUUUCUAAACUGCCCGCCCCCCUGUCCUGUAUUUCUCAGCCUUCUCAAGGUGAGAACUUUAUCAAAAUAUUGCAGUUUUUCAAAGUGUGAAAUUGGUAAUCAAGUUGUGAAGUGGUAUGAAAGAUGGGGAAAAUGAGGAUUUUGGCAUAAACUUGAAGAUUCCGUUUAAAAAACUCAUCUUUAAUCAUCAUCAUCAUCAUCAAAUGUAACAUAUUUACACCCAAAGAGGAUAUUCAGUAUGCCACAGAUUGUCAGAGAUGCAGCCUUUGUCGGUUCUAAUUAAGGCCAUUUGUGAAAAUUGCCAAUCAGUGAGAGAGAUCAUGGCCAGGAAAAGCUUUGUGACACCGGUGCUGUUACUAAUGUGUGGAUUCCGUGAAGCAAUACAUUUCCUGCCAUAUGCAGAAUCGGAAUCCAUGGGUUCAGAACGAGGUGGUUUAGGAGGGGCGAGAAAAGGGGCCUUUGGUGCUUUUCCAUUGACAAAAUGGGUGAAUUCCCUGUAGGAGGAACUCUGGCCACACCAGAGCUGCCUUUAUGAAUGGGCUGGCAGUGUGAAGGAAAAGGUUGCCAGGUGAGCAGAGCAAUCAUCCUUUCCGCACUGCUACCUUAAAUCACUUUGUGUACAGGCUCUCAGCUCACUUGAACACAGAUGUUGAAAGGGUUUUUCCCUCCUCUGGUGCUUUAAACUUCAGAACCAGAGAGUAUUAAAUAUCACUUCAGGAAGGACUUGGGUGACACUUGCUUCCAGCCAUUCAAUUCAAAAGCUAUGCUGAAAUGUUACAACGCACUUCGAUAAAUUCAUACAUUUCUUCCGCCAUCACAACGCUUCUUAGUUCAGUUUUAUUUUAAUUGGGGGUUGAUCUACAGACCAGCAUAUACCCUCCCAUGUGGCUUUUUGUCACAUUAAUCACAUUUCCAUCAAUCGCUUUCAUAUUAAAGCAAUCUGAAGAUCCACUUAACAAGAGUCGUAAGUAAAAAUGGCAGCUCGGGUUGUUUUCCAGUUCAUUAAAAGUUGUAGUCAUAAAAAGCCAAUGCUUUGCCAUAUGUCAUAUUGACGUUUUUAUGGUGGUUUUAUUGCCGCUGGCUCGUUUCCAUGCUAAAGAGCAAUACCUUUGUAACACUGCCUGCUUAGCAUGGUAUGAUUAUCAUAUUCCAUUGCCCACAUUUUGUACACCGGUCGUUGGUUUUUUGCUCAGAAGAGCAUGUAUUUGAAUAGUUAACUGCUGAAUAAAUAGUUAAUGGUGCUGUUCUACACUCACCAGGUAAUCGAUGGAUGGCGUUGGGUUGAGAUGAAAGACUGCUGAUGUCACCAGAAAGCAAAUCCACCAUCUCUGAAAACAUCAGAGAUGCCUCCAUUCUCUGUGUAAAGGUCAGCUAAGAUGCUCCUUUAGCAAAGGUCUCCCCACAGUUGCACCCCUAAACAGGAGGGUAGAAUUCUGGAAGGGGCAUGGGUAGUCUGGGGGGAGGAACAUCAUCAUCAGAAGCCACACAUCUGACUGGGUUUCCCCAACCACUCUGGGCAGCUUACAACAGAUUAAGCACAGUAAAACAUCAAGCAUUAAAAACUUCCCUAUACAGGGCUGCCUUCGGAUGUCUUCUAAGAGUCAGUUGUUCAUUUCCUUGCCAUCUGACUGGAGGGCAUUCUACAGGGUGGGUACCACUAUGGAGAAGACCCUUUGCCUGACAGGAGGGCAUUCUACAGGGUGGGUACCACUAUGGAGAAGACCCUUUGCCUGGUUCCCUGUAACCUCACUUCUCAAAAUGAGGGAACUGCCAGAAGGCCCUCAGAGCUGGACCUCGGCAUCCAGGCUGAAUGAUGGGGGUGGAGACACACUUUCACGUGUACAGGGCUGGGGUUGUUUAGGGCUUUGAAGCUCAGCACCAACACGUUAAAUUGUGCUCAGAAACGGUGUAGCCUUCAUUGAAUCCCAACUCCCCCAUUUCUCAAACGGCCCCACAAAUACAGGAAAUCUACACCAGGACAAGACAGGGCAUAAGUAACUCCCCCUCCCUUUUUAAGUCCAGUGGAGAGGGAAAGGAUUGCUCUCCACUUUUUGUUGUACCCCUUCCAAGCUGGGGCUGGAUUGAAUGCAGUGGGCAUUAAUGCAAAUAUCACUAUGAGCAUUGAAUUGCUCUCCUCUCCCUGCCUCCAGCUUUGUGUCCAUUAGAAUCUGCCUACCACCAAGUCAGACCACUGAUGGAUGUAGGCCGCUUGGUCUACUGCAGAAGUGACUCCAUGAUCUCUCAUGCUGCCUGAGAUGCUUUUAACUAUGAAGCAUCCUCUGCUGCUGUGUUCUGGCCCCCAUGUUUUUGAGAUCAAGCCUUAUUGAGCAAACUCGAGUAAAAAUGCAAAGGAUUGGGCUGCUCAGGUUGUCUUCCAUAAACACAGUUUUAACAAUGGUUCCGUAAGUGACUGUGGAGGCCAAUUCUGGAUCCACACAUCCUUCCACAGUGGGGAUAUUGGUUUCCAGGCGGGAGUUCAUCACAGUGUGGAUUUGCCAAUCAUGCCUUCCUCUUAGCACGUUUCUCCCUUGCGUCCUGAGAUCGAGUUUCUUCAAAGCCCAUGACGCCUUUGGUAAAGGCUGUUCUCCAAUUGGAGCGCUCGCAGGCCAGUGUUUCCCAGUUGUCAGUGUUUAUGCUACACUAUUAGUAGCUUCAAACUGUUGAAUAAAUGCUUGCAUUGAAGUUUACAUAGACAUAAUUUAUUUAAACAUACCUAUUUAAAUAUUAAGCUUUCCCAUUUCAAGUAUUGUCUCCAACAGCACUGAUAAUCGGGGAGGCUCUGCUACAUCUCCCUAAACAGAUGCUGAGCUCUGUUGUUGAAAUGGGGGCGGGGCAGGGUGUCCCAUUGCUUCCCGAGGAAGCCUCCCUUACCUGGGUCACGUGGCACUGCCUGCAAAGCAGUGGUGGUGAUAGCAGGUUCUGAUGAGCUCUCGUGAGAUUUUGCUGAGAUUUAAUGAGAUUUUGCUGGAAGCCACUGCCAGUGGCAGAGGCAGCGUGCAGAGAAGCCCCUACUGCUUCUCU
This is a messenger RNA of Zootoca vivipara (common lizard), 9854 nucleotides long. It is a transcript of the gene FGFRL1, whose product is annotated as fibroblast growth factor receptor like 1. Lineage: Eukaryota; Metazoa; Chordata; Lepidosauria; Squamata; Lacertidae. The record is from RefSeq and is a predicted model, not a curated record. Gene Ontology annotation, cellular component: plasma membrane. Gene Ontology annotation, molecular function: fibroblast growth factor binding; fibroblast growth factor receptor activity.